AGAGGCAGCUGGCGGUGUGUGACAGGAGUGCUGCACAAUUUCUGGAGAGCCAGCUUAUAUUCCCAGUGACCGGAGAUCAUCACUGUAGCAACCGAUCGGUAAUACCUCCUGCGAGAGAUUACGCUGUUUCUGGUGGUGCUGGCUGAGAGGCAUCUGAUGGGGUGGAGCAGUGACAGGCUCUACAGACUGUGUGGCUGGGAACUAGGUGACACAACCUACCCUCCCUUUUGAAGGACAGCCCUGGAGGUAGCCCUACUUUGAAGUAACAGACGGUGGGAGGAGCAGAGACAGUAUCUUGCUGCAGCUGCAGACAGAGGUCAGCUCACAGUGGUUAACUGAGGCCUACCUAACCCUUGUAACGCAGUGGUUCCUGAGAGAUCAGAGGAUUUGUUGCCAGUGGAGGAGAUGCUGGAAGAUCCCGGACGAGCGCCCUGAAAUGUUAGGGUACUUUGACUACUCUAGGUCUGGUCUAUCAACUCUCUUCAGUCAUCAGUCAGAACUCUGUUCUUGUAGCAACCGGUUGGAGUGAAUGCGGACUGUAUUGUACCUGUGCUACGUGAAAUCUACUAAAUACAUUCUUGAUUAGAGGAAAGAAUCUGAAUUCUUCAUCAUGUGGCUUCCUGUGCUGGUGGUGUUGGCCCUCAUCCUCCUGUACAGAUGGUACAGACAGAGUCAGAUGCUGGAGCGCCUCUCGGAUAAAUAUGUCUUCAUCACCGGAUGUGACUCUGGAUUUGGGAACAUGUUGGUGAAGCAGCUGGACAGACGUGGAAUGAGGGUUCUGGCUGCCUGUCUGACGGAGACAGGAGCUGACGACAUUAAGAAGGAGACCUCCAGCAGAGUACAGACUGUAAUUCUGGAUGUUACUGACAGCAAAAGUGUGAGCUCUGCUGCCAAGUGGGUAUCCGUCACUGUUGGAAAUGCAGGGCUCUGGGGCUUGGUGAAUAAUGCUGGUUUUGGUUUUGCCUUUGGUCCUAAUGAGUGGCAAAAAGUUGAGGAUUUCUCCAAGGUUCUCAAUGUGAAUUUGCUUGGUACCAUCAAUAUCACGGUGAACCUGCUGCAUCUUAUCCGAAAGGCCCGGGGACGCAUUGUUAAUGUAACCAGUAAUUUGGGAAGACUGGCUUUGGUCGGUGGAGGUUAUUGUCCAUCUAAGUAUGGUGUGGAGGCCUUCUCAGAUAGCCUAAGAAGGGAAAUGCGUGACUUUGGGGUAAAAGUCUCUAUCGUAGAACCAGGCGCUUUUCAAACUAAGAUGUCAAACCCAGAUGGUCAUGUAAAUAACUUGAGGCGUCUGUGGGAAAAUCUCCCUACAGCAGUGAAGGACAGCUAUGGCCAGCACUACUAUGAGCAAUAUAUCAAGCAACUGAAAAGUUUAAUAGCAACAGCUAGCCCAAGAGCUCACAUGGUGCCAGACUGUAUGGAACAUGCUGUGACUGCUGUCUACCCCUGGACAAGAUACUCUCCUGGAUGGGACUGCAAGCUCUUCUACCUCCCUAUGUCCUACCUCCCUACUGUCAUAUCCGACUAUGUGCUGUGUCGCUCAGCACCCAAACCAGCUUGUAUGUGAUUUUCGUCAGAACACAACACAACAUUGUCACAUGAUCUCUUAUUUUAAAAUAUUUUAAAAUUACAUUUGUAUGUUACCAUCUUAAAGCUUAACAAAGACUUUCUUUUUUAAUGCUGACUUUUAUUUUUCUCAGAAAAAUAAAAAAUCACAAUGUCUUUUGUUUAAGUACUUUUUCAAGUAUAUUUGUAAUCAAGAGACUGGCUAGACUCAUCAUAGUAGCAACGUUAAUUAAAAUAUGCCAAUAUAGGACUAGAUAACAGAGAGCGUUCCCAAAAUGAAGUUACCAAUAUAACAGAUAUGACUGCUAACAAAGAGACGAGAAAAAAAAAAAGGAACUGAAGGAAAUUGCUGUAUGAUGAAGGGAAAGCUAUUAAAAACAUAAUAAAAAAAGUUAUACUAAAUUUAAAAUGAUAUAAAAGCAUACUUGCCUACUUUUGAAAACUAGAAUCAGGGCGAUUACAGUAGGAUGUGCCACGUCAUCAAUGGGGCGUGUCAUACUCUGCCCAAGGGGUGUGUCUAGUUCCACUAAUAGGUGUGUCUAUGCUUAAAUGCUUGUUGUUGUGAGAUAUUUCUAUAUAACUUUAGUAGCAAUAUAUUUUUGGAAAUUUUGCAAGUAUGGAUAUUAACAUUGCUGUCUGCAAUACAGGGUUUCUUGUUUGCAAUAUAUAUAUAUUCGUUGGAAUAUUUCAUUUCUUCUCACUCUGCACAAUAUACAGUACAUGAUAAUUGUGAUGCGUAUGCAAUAAAUUCCAAAUGCAAUUUGA
Molecule: messenger RNA, 2325 nt
Organism: Pseudophryne corroboree (corroboree frog)
Lineage: Eukaryota; Metazoa; Chordata; Amphibia; Anura; Myobatrachidae
Product: retinol dehydrogenase 7-like
Exons: 7
Coding region: 611-1561 (316 amino acids)
Biological process (GO): retinol metabolic process; steroid metabolic process
Cellular component (GO): intracellular membrane-bounded organelle
Molecular function (GO): all-trans-retinol dehydrogenase (NAD+) activity
Source: RefSeq, a predicted model, not a curated record